Ciona intestinalis (vase tunicate) is the source of this 915-nucleotide messenger RNA. The record is from RefSeq and is a predicted model, not a curated record. NCBI's taxonomy places the organism in Eukaryota, Metazoa, Chordata, Ascidiacea, Phlebobranchia, Cionidae.
ACUACAAUUAAUUGGCGUAGUCUGAAACGCGAAGGUAGUUUUUCAGUGAAUUUUUCGUAUGGUAAUUCGCUAACGUUUCUGUAAGUCACGAUUCUUUAACAAUAUUUUGUCAAGAGAAAGAAAUGGACGCUAACGAUGUCGAUAAAUUGAAUCUUCAAGCGCAAGAAAACAAUUUUACUUUGCAAUAUUUCGGGACAAACGCAGAAGAUUGUUCUGAUGUUAUUUUCAAUCAGUGUAUUAAAAACUUUUCUGACCUGAUCCCAGAAACGAUCAAUUCUUUGGAGAACUGUUUUCCAGGGGUUUACACCCAAGAUGAGAUAAAUAACUGUCUACAACAGUUUAUACAACGUUUCUACCGCUCUUUAGAACUUAAUUCUGACAUAUUUCACAAAUACUGCAAGCAAUAUAUCUUCAACAUACCACGUGGUACCCUGCUGCCUAUGUGUGCAGUACAAAAACAUUAUGCAGAGCAGAAAUUGGUUUGUGAUAGCGAAAAUUCUGUAGACGCUGCAACAAAACUGGAGCAAAAAACUUCCGAAACAAAAGAAUCAAUCAGAGAAUUAAAGUUUGAAAAUUCUGCACGAAGACAACAUCUUGCAGAAUUAGAAAAACUUGAAAAAUCCCUCGAUUCAUUUAAUUCUAAACUAACAGAAGUCGAAACUUUUGAUUUAUUUUUCGAAGAAACUUUUGAAUCUGUCAAGCACUUAAACCAGUGCAUGAAAAGUGUUCAAAAUUAACUUUUGUUGUACUUUAUUUCAUACUUUUGUUACCAUGCUUGGAUAAGAAGGGGUUGGUUUUCAAUGUUUUAAAAUUACUAAAUGUUUUUUUUACUAUAAAUAUAUAUAUAUAAGGUUUGCUUUUGUUUCUAUUUAAAAAUUAAGGUGUACACUUUUACAGUAACUGUUAUAUAAAUAG